Osmia lignaria (orchard mason bee) is the source of this 1671-nucleotide messenger RNA. RefSeq names its product tubulin alpha-1 chain. Gene Ontology annotation, biological process: microtubule-based process. Gene Ontology annotation, molecular function: GTP binding; structural constituent of cytoskeleton. The record is from RefSeq and is a predicted model, not a curated record. Lineage: Eukaryota; Metazoa; Arthropoda; Insecta; Hymenoptera; Megachilidae. Gene Ontology annotation, cellular component: microtubule.
UGAAACUGUCUCCCAGCAACGAAAACAAAAUUCCUUAACAGAAUGUGUCAUUUAUUCAGUUGAAUUUGGAUGAUCGUCCUGUAAACAUCCUUCACCCGACCCUCUUCGUUAACAUCCUAAUAAAUCGGCAAAAUGCGUGAGGUACUGUCGGUUCACAUCGGACAAGGCGGUGUCCAAAUGGGCAACGCUUGCUGGGAAUUAUAUUGCCUGGAACAUGGCAUACAACCGGAUGGAAUGUUACCACCACAGAGUUGCUCCAGCGACGACGGUUUUCAGACAUUCUUUAGUGAAACAGGCGGUGGAAAAUACGUGCCACGAGCUGUGUUCCUCGAUCUUGAACCCACGGUCAUAGACGAAGUCCGAACCGGAACCUACCACCAGUUAUUCCACCCUGAACAAUUAAUCUCCGGCAAGGAGGACGCAGCCAACAAUUAUGCUCGAGGUCACUACACCCUAGGAAAGGAGAUCAUAGAACUAGUCUUAGACAGAAUACGCAAGAUAGCAGAUAUGUGCAGCGGUCUGCAAGGUUUCCUCAUCUUCCAUGCGUUCGGAGGCGGUACCGGUUCAGGAUUCACCAGUUUGCUGAUGGAAAGGCUCUCCAUGGACUACGGGAAGAAAGCUAAGCUGGAGUUUGCUAUUUAUCCAUCGCCUCAGAUCUCCACAGCGGUGGUGGAACCCUACAAUGCCAUCCUAACCACCCACACAACCUUGGAACACUCAGACUGUGCAUUUCUCGUGGACAACGAAGCUAUCUACGAUAUCUGCCGAAGAAAUCUGGACAUCGAACGACCCACGUACACUAAUUUGAACAGAUUGAUAGGACAAAUAGUGUCUUCGAUCACGGCCUCGUUAAGGUUCGACGGAGCUUUGAACGUGGACCUGACAGAGUUCCAAACGAAUUUGGUACCCUAUCCGAGGAUACAUUUCCCUCUGGCUACUUACGCCCCAAUCGUGUCCAUCGAGAAGGCUUAUCACGAACAGCUGACAGUGAUGGAACUCACCUCUUCGUGUUUCGAACCUGCCAUGCAAAUGGUGAAGUGCAAUCCCCAAAGGGGGAAGUAUAUGGCUUGUUGUUUGCUGUACAGGGGUGAUGUGGUGCCUAAGGAUGUGAACGCAUCCAUUGCGGCUAUCAAGACGAAGAGGGCGAUACAGUUCGUCGAUUGGUGUCCUACUGGCUUCAAGGUGGGCAUUAAUUAUCAGCCCCCGACUGUGGUACCUGGCGGUGAUUUGGCCAAAGUUCAGAGAGCCAUGGCGAUGCUUGCUAACACAACUGCGAUCGCCGAGGCAUGGACGAGAUUGAAUAGGAAAUUUGAUUUAAUGUUCGGGAAACGCGCAUUUGUUCAUUGGUACGUUGGUGAGAGUAUGGACGAGAGUGAAUUCAACGAAGCCAGAGAAGAUUUGGCCGCAUUGGAGAAAGAUUACGAAGAAGUCGGUAUGGACUCGACAGACGCUGGAGAGGGUGAAGAGGAAAAUUAAUUAUCUACUUCAUUUUAGAAGUAAUGAAGAACGGACGAAUCAUCAUUUUGCUAUUAAUUAUACAUUGUUUUUGUCGAUUUUGUUCAUACUCGUCCUUUGUACCAUUUUGCUAAGUGAUUUUAUUUUUAACGUAUAUAUGUACAGUUUCUUUAGUAAGUACUUUAUUAUUGUAAAUAAAGUUUUAUUUUGCAUAUA